Fonsecaea nubica is the source of this 3519-nucleotide messenger RNA. RefSeq lists its product as hypothetical. Lineage: Eukaryota; Fungi; Ascomycota; Eurotiomycetes; Chaetothyriales; Herpotrichiellaceae. The transcript has a single exon. The coding region runs from base 1 to 3519 and encodes 1172 amino acids. Gene Ontology annotation, biological process: protein phosphorylation. The record is from RefSeq and is a predicted model, not a curated record. Gene Ontology annotation, molecular function: ATP binding; protein kinase activity.
AUGGCCACAUACUCUCCUCAUCGUGAGGAGCACUCACCGAAGAGUGCCUUCUCACACUUCGACCCCCAUUCUGCCAUACGCGAGAUACGCCGUUCACUAUCUCGCUCACCUUCGAAAGGCUCAGAGUUUCGUCAACAGUCACUCCGAUCCCCCGGACCUAGCAAAUUACCAUUCUCGCCUUCUCCGCUUUCACCAUCGAGAAUCGCGACCUCUGACAAUUUUCUACAUCUGGGUGGUAUGAGCUCUCAUCCGAAUCGAAGUGCUUCGGCCCCGCGUUUCCCACGUCCUCCCCUUCGACGAACAAAUCAAUCUCAUGGGGUGUCUCGCCUCCGCACUUCGCCUAGGAGUCCUACGAAACGGAUCCUGACGGAUGCCAGCGACAGUGGGAACUCAUCCCCCAUGCCACUUCGCAAGAGGACUUCGGCAGAGGCAGAGCGCGAACUGGCUUUGAAAAGUUUGACCGCUGGCGAGGAAAAGGAAAACGAUAAAUCCGUGAAUGAACCCCUCAGCUGGAAGAGUGUUCAUACUCGCCAGGAGAAAAGACGAAGUGGUGGGAUGUUGAUCACAGCCGUUGCUCCUUUAAGUCCUAUGAAAAGAUCAGACGGCCCAAGGUCCGACGAAACACCAGGCUGCGAGAGUCCUUCAGCCAAGAGGAGAAGUCUCCACGGGCCAGGCCUCGAUUUCAGCAUAUUCGAGUCUGAUAGUUCGGAAAGUGGAAUGUUCGGUGACAAACGAGCGCAAGACGACAACGACUGGUUUCUAAACAACUCUUUCUUAUCAUCAUCACGAUUUUCAACGAUUCCGAAGCGGUCCUCGUCUUUACGGAAGUCGACUAUCCAGCAGAGACAGAUCGACCGAUCGAGCAAUUUGAAAUUCCAAAAUGCCACGGAGGGGGACAAGUCUUGGUUAGACUUCACUCCAAUAGCAAACCCCAAAAAGGAAAUGCGCAUGUCUCUGGAUAACCACAUGAAUCCAUUCCCAGGCGAUAGUCCAUUCCCAAGUUCAGGGAAUCUCCUGAGCGCAUCGAUCCAUCCGAUGACUACCAUGCAAACCGGCUCGUCCUAUCAGCCUCGACAUCCCCUUUCCCGCACCAUGACCCAAUCGUCAUCUCAGCCUGAUGAGCAAGACGAUUCGCCUACGCAUGAACCGAUGCACCGCCCAAGCAGACCUCGUUCUCAUGAUUUCUCGAAAUCCUUGCCGGUUGGCUCUUCUAGGCCAGUUCCAUCUUCUGAAGACAAUGAAUUCUCCUCCCAAACCUCUUUCGCUACCCCAGGCAAUUACAAAUCUGCCAAACCCUUGCCAGCUGCUUUCAUGUCGACUGGUCUCAUCUCGAAGAAGAACCGCAAUGUGGACGACCCGAAUGCGGGCCUACCCAAAGCCCAUAUGCCAGAUACGCCCUGCAAGAAACAGCCAGCCAUCUUUCAGAACGAGGAGAAAUUCGCAAAGAGUGCUGUCAAUAGGAUCUCUCGACAAUCUUUCGGUGUCCCCCCCAGUCCCCUCGAGGGGAGCCACGGUCCUUCCAAGGUGUCGGCCUUUCCAUUCUCCAAAAGUGUUGGCAUAUUUGGACGUCGACCCAGUCGACACAAUCUGCUUCGAGAUGGAAGUUUUGCAUCCAUCGACCCCGAAGAGAAAGCGAACGGUCGCUCCCCACUAAGUCGGGCAAACAGCCAGUCAACCGACUCUGAUUAUCCCCCUACACCUACCAAACAUUUGACAGAGCUUCACGAUCGGAGUUCAGUUUCUCCAUCACCACACCAACCGGCCUUGUCCACCAAUCGAGUAAUCGCUCCUCCUACCCAUGUAACUCGUUUGUCAAGCAGUAAGUUGUCUCCUAUUAUAGCAUCGCCAGGAUGCGUCGACCUGGACAGUGACAGCGUGAUGGAAGAUUCCCCAUCCGCCAACCUGAGACCAAAGUCGGCGCUGACUGUCAUCACCCUCCCGGAUCCCGCUCUUUCCCAAGGUCGGACUUCGAAAGGUCUCAGAUAUCCUCUCUCAACGAGAAGGACGAUCUCGAUUCCGACAAUCCCUCCCCCUGCUUUGGAACGUGCUAAGAGAACAUCUGUGCCACCAGUCAGCCCAAGGAUUGAAAAGACAGAUCGCGGAUCUCCUCACACGCCUCUCGACAGCUUCUUUCCUCCCGACCCAAGUGGCCUAACCAUUUCAGGACGCGCUGAACGUCCGCCAACGAGGCAGAACAACAUGGCACCUAUCAUUCCAGCAACACCGACUGGCCCACGAGAAUACUUUACGAAUUUCUCUAACCGUCCAAGCUUGAACCUCGCCUCAUCAGACGCCACGAACAUCGACAGUAGCUUGACGUCAAGGUUUGACAAGGUUGAUCUUAUUGGCUCUGGGGAGUUCUCGCAAGUCUAUCGAGUCUCGCAACCCCCGGAGACAUCGCCAUUCCAUAAGAUCUAUUCCGUGUCGACCAGCCGUCCAUCCUCGAGAAAUUCUGUCCCCGAAAAGAUUUGGGCUGUGAAGAGAUCCCGGUAUCCUUAUGCUGGUGCUCGAGAUCGCCAGAGAAAAAUCCACGAGGUGGAUGUGCUCAAAGCCUUGGGUCAUUCUGAUCACAUUGUGACUUUCGUCGACAGCUGGGAAGGAAAUGGCCAUCUGUACAUUCAGACAGAAUUCUGCGAAGAGGGUACGCUUGACGUCUUCCUUGCACAGGUUGGCCUGAAAGCGAGGUUAGACGAUUUCCGCAUCUGGAAGAUCCUUCUUGAGCUGUCAAUAGUAAGUGUGGAGAACCCCAUCACUCUCGUCCAACCUAACAGCGACCAGGGUCUAAAACACAUACACGACUCGGGAUUCAUCCAUCUCGACCUCAAGCCUGCGAACAUCCUCAUCACAUUUGAGGGCGUUCUCAAGAUUGCGGACUUCGGUAUGGCAACCCGCUGGCCAGCAAAGGCUGGCAUCGAAGGCGAAGGAGACCGCGAGUACAUCGGACCAGAGAUUCUGAUGGGUCGAUACGAUAAACCUGCUGACAUAUUCGCACUUGGUCUGAUCAUGCUGGAGACGGCUGGAAAUGUCGAACUCCCAGACAAUGGGGUAUCCUGGCAGAAGCUGCGAAAUGGUGAUAUGAGCGAUGUUCCAAGCUUGACAUGGAGUUCUGGAACGAGCGGGAUUCUAAGGGACUCGUCCGGUAACCCUAUUUCUAGAGAGAGUUCCUUUCAAUUCCGCCCGGACAGCGACCAGCACGAUGUGGAAGUGAUGGACGGUGAUGAUUUCGAGCCGACUGUUGCUCGGCCUCACCAAAAGCCCUCACGGUUUGAGCGAAGCGGCGAACUGGUCGAUCCACCUCAGUUUAUGGUUGAUCCCUCACACGAACAAGCUCUCGACCGAAUCGUGCGCUGGAUGAUAUCUCCAGACCCAAGCGACCGUCCUAUUGCCGACGAGCUGCUCAACAUCGAAGGCGUGAGGUGGGCGGAAACGAGGCGGCGUGCAGGAGCGACCGUCUUUGAAGGUAAUUGGGGACCUGCCGAUGAGGUUCUCGCUGAAGAUGCGGAAAUGAUCGACGUGUAA